Messenger RNA from Nipponia nippon (crested ibis), 2055 nucleotides. NCBI's taxonomy places the organism in Eukaryota, Metazoa, Chordata, Aves, Pelecaniformes, Threskiornithidae. The record is from RefSeq and is a predicted model, not a curated record.
AUGGGCCUCAACAAAGACUCUAAGAAGCACCGGCGGCCGCCCUGUCAGGGGGAGGCCGGGGAGCGCCGACCUCCGGGGGCACGUAGGGCAGCCUCCAUCCUGACUCAGCUCCUUCGGGAGCCUUUGCGUGAGGGGCUUUCAGGCGGCGGCCGGGGGGCAGGGAGGCAGCGGGCAGCGCCCGCGGCGCGUCGGGGCGUGAAGCGGUCUUUUGGCGGCGGGGAGAGGUUUGGUUUCGGCACCUGGGCUGUGCUCCUGGGCGAAAGGCGUGUGCCGGGCGAGGCAGGGCGGGCUGAACUCUCGGCAGCGUUCAACGGGGCUUUUCAUCUUCGUGAAAACAGAAUUGGGGUAGUGUCCAUUUCUCUUAAAUUAACGCGGCUGCUGUGGAAGUGGCUCACCGUGCGUUCUGGUAAGGCGCUGGUGCCGCAAGAGCAGUCCCGAGGAGGCUGCGUGCAGGGGAUAUUUUUAUCUCCAAAAUCUAGAUCAGGAGACCUGCAGUUUUCAGUCAAGACUCUAAUCGACCGUUCCUGUUUUGAGACUAUAGAUGAUACUUCCCCUGAAUUUAAUAAUUUUGCAGCCAUUCUGGAACAGAUUCUAAGUCAUCGACUAAAGGGUCAGAUCACCUGGUUCGGCUAUGAAAGUCCUCGUAGUUUCUGGGACUACAUUCGAGUAGCUUGCCGAAAAGUCUCUCACAAUUGCAUCUGCAGUAUUGAGAACAUGGAGAAUGUCGGUUCUUCUAGAGCUAAGGGUCGAGCCUGGAUCAGAGUAGCACUUAUGGAAAAGCAUUUGUCUGAAUAUAUUUCAACAGCUCUGAAAGACUUCAAAACAACCAGGAGAUUUUAUGAGGAUGGAGCAAUUGUUCUUGGUGAAGAAGCAAAUAUGCUUGCCGGUAUGCUAUUGGGACUCAAUGCAAUUGAUUUCAGUUUUUGUCUGAAGGGUGAGGGAUUGGAUGGAAGCUUUCCAGCUGUCAUAGAUUAUACACCAUACUUGAAGUUCACCCAAAGUUCUGACAGCAUCAGCAGUGAUGAAGAAGAGCUAAGAACACUGGGCAGUAGUGGCAGUGAAGGCAGCACUCCAGAGAAUGUUGGUCCUCCUUUCAUCACAGAUGAAAACAGUUGGUACAACAAAUGCAAAAGGGUAGAACAGAAGUACCGGCUUGCGUUGGAACAGAAGGGUUACCUUGAAGAAUUGGUACGACUCAGAGAAAACCAGCUAUCUGAAUCUGUCUCACAGAAUAAACUGCUGUUACAAAGAAUUGAAGAUAUGGAUCUAGCCCAUAAAAUGGAGAAGGAACAACUGGAAUAUAUCAUUGUGGAACUGCAAGACCAGUUGACUGUGCUAAAGAAUAAUGACUUGAGAUCAAGACAAGAAUUAACUAUUCACCUCACCAAUCAGUGGCCUUCCCCAGGAGCUCUGGAUGUCAAUGCUGUUGCCUUGGACACUCUGCUCUAUAGAAAGCACAAUCAGCAAUGGGAUGAGAAAAGUUUUCAAAGUCUGGACCAACUUUCAGCAGAAGUUAGUCUUUCUCAGUCCUCUCUGGAUCCAGGUCACUCACAGGAUGGGAAGCAGGAUGGAAUGAACUUGUUAAAUGAAGGGAAGGAAGACACUCCAUCGUUGCUUGGUCUUUGUGGCUCUCUUACUUCCGUAGCAAGCUACAAAUCUCUCACAAGUCUGAAAUCAAGUGAAUAUCUUGCAAGUCCUACAACAGAGAUGACAAGUCCAGGCUUAACACCAUCUUGAGAUACACACAAGAAGGAAGAGCUUUGUGUUGUAUGCAUUUGGUUUAUGUUCCAUAAAAUUACUUGCAAUGAAGACUGCUAGUUCUAAGUUAACAGAUAAGCUGCUUUAUUUUUAAUUUUCGUGGUUACCUGUUUAAAAAUUCACAGAUUCUGUCAGUUUUCAUUCAAACUUUUUUUUUUCCCCCAGAGGACUUUUCAGAUUUUCUAUUUUAGUCUUGAAUUAUUUAAAGCACUUGGUCAGGUACAGGACACACAAUCUGAUGCUUAUGACUGGUUUUUAAAAUGGAACAGUUGGAAAUCAGUCCCCCACUUAACUGCC